Messenger RNA from Triplophysa dalaica, 5273 nucleotides. It is a transcript of the gene abcb11b, whose product is annotated as ATP-binding cassette, sub-family B (MDR/TAP), member 11b. Bases 199 to 4242 code for a protein of 1347 amino acids. The record is from RefSeq and is a predicted model, not a curated record. Gene Ontology annotation, molecular function: ATP binding; ATP hydrolysis activity; ABC-type transporter activity. The transcript is spliced from 29 exons. Gene Ontology annotation, cellular component: membrane. Gene Ontology annotation, biological process: transmembrane transport. NCBI's taxonomy places the organism in Eukaryota, Metazoa, Chordata, Actinopteri, Cypriniformes, Nemacheilidae.
UAAGACUUAAGAGCUUCACCACCACACAUCAUUCAAUUUCACUCUGGGAGCUAUAAAGAUAUCAAUCCACACUUCAUCCAGAACAUGUCUGGAUUUUAGGAGGACAUUGAAAACAUUUUCCACCUCAAUAUUAACCAUUGGAUGGUUUUAAUGUUUUUUUUUCUAGGAUUAUCAAAUCAGGAUUAACCUGUGAGAACGAUGCCAGGCACCGUGAAGCUGCGCAGCGUCAAGAAGUUUGGGAAAGAAAAUGAUGGCUAUGAACUUUCAGAUGAAGAAACAAAUGGUGAUUAUAUGACAAUGGAAUCAUCUAGCAAGGAUGACAAGUCCAAAAAUUGCAAGAAAGAAGAAUCUGCUAUUCGCGUGGGCUUCUUUCAGCUGUUCCGCUUCGCCAGUUGCAGAGAGAUCUUGAUGAUGAUAUUAGGGAGUUUGUGUGCGGCUGUGCACGGCUCAGCUCAGCCGCUGAUGCUGCUCGUGUUUGGCCUGUUGACCGACACAUUCAUCGCCUAUGACAUUGAGCUAAAUGAGCUAAAGGAUCCAGAGAAAGAAUGUCGGAAUAACACUAUUCAGUGGCGAAACCUGACAGAAGAUGAAAACUUUUCUCUAAACAUGACCAUGCCAUGCGGGCUGUUGGACAUUGAAUAUGAAAUGACCAAUUUUGCUUAUUAUUAUGUUGCCAUUGGAACGGCUGUUUUCAUGCUUGGAUACCUCCAAAUCUCUCUGUGGGUCACGGCAGCAGCGUAUCAGAUUCAGAUCAUCAGGAAGAUGUAUUUCAGGAAGGUCAUGAGAAUGGAGAUUGGUUGGUUUGACUGCACUUCUGUAGGAGAGCUCAACACACGCCUGUCUGAUGACAUCAACAAGAUAAACGAUGCCAUCGCUGAUCAGGUAGGGAUUUUCAUCCAGCGAUUCACCACAUUUGUGUGUGGUUUCCUUCUGGGCUUCGCAAGGGGCUGGAAGCUCACGCUGGUCAUUAUCUCUGUGUCUCCUCUGAUCGGCAUCGGAGCGGCUCUCAUGGCUCUGUUUGUGGCAAAACUGACAGGACGUGAGUUGCAAGCGUACGCUAAAGCAGGUGCCGUGGCAGAUGAGGUUUUGUCUUCUAUACGCACGGUGGCAGCGUUUGGCGGAGAGAGAAAAGAGGUGGAGAGGUAUGAUACUAAUCUGGUUUCCGCACAGGAGUGGGGCAUCAGAAAAGGUUUGAUAAUGGGAUUCUUCACUGGAUACAUGUGGCUCAUCAUCUUCUUGUGUUAUGGACUGGCCUUCUGGUACGGAUCUAGUCUAGUAUUGAACGCGCAAGAGUACAGUCCAGGAACAUUACUACAGGUGUUUUUUGGAGUGCUCAUAGCUGCGAUGAAUCUGGGACAAGCAUCUUCUUGUCUGGAGGCCUUUGCUUCUGGAAGAGGAGCUGCUACCAUUAUAUUCGAGACCAUAGAUCGCGAACCACAGAUCGAUUGUCUCUCUGAAGCUGGAUAUAAGUUUGACAAAGUGAAAGGGGAUCUGGAGUUUCAUAAUGUGACAUUUCACUAUCCAUCUAGACCUGAAGUAAAGAUCUUGGAUCAGCUCAGUUUGCAGGUGAAGUCAGGUGAAACAACAGCAUUUGUGGGUCCCAGCGGUGCCGGGAAGAGCACGACUGUCCAGCUCAUCCAACGCUUUUAUGAUCCAAGAGAAGGCAUGGUUACAUUGGAUGGUCAUGAUAUCCGAGGUCUGAAUAUCCAAUGGCUUCGUUCUCUGAUAGGAAUCGUGGAGCAGGAGCCGGUUUUGUUUGCCACCACCAUUGGUGAAAACAUUCGGUACGGACGGCCUGGGGUCUCGACUGAUGACAUCAUCAAGGCAGCCAAAGAGGCUAAUGCUUACAACUUCAUCAUGGACUUACCACAGAAAUUUGACACUUUGGUAGGUGAGGGUGGUGGCCAGAUGAGUGGCGGGCAGAAACAGCGAAUCGCAAUAGCCCGAGCGCUGGUGAGGAAUCCCAGAAUCCUCCUCUUGGACAUGGCCACAUCAGCUCUAGAUAAUGAGAGUGAAGCUGUCGUACAAGAAGCUUUGGACCAGGUCCGAUUGGGGCGCACCACCAUCUCUAUCGCUCACCGUUUAUCAACAAUUAAGAAUGCAGAUGUGAUCGUGGGCUUUGAGCACGGCCGUGCUGUGGAAAGUGGAAAACACGACCAGCUGCUUGAAAGAAAGGGUGUCUACUUUACUCUGGUCACUCUUCAGACCCAAGGAGACAAAGCACUCAACCGAAAAGCCGGACAAGAAAUGGAGAAAGCCGAAGCCAGUGACCCAAAUGCAGAGAGGAAAAGCUUCAAAAGAGCAGGAAGUUAUCGCGAGAGCUUGAGGGUCUCUAUUCACCAAAGAUCUCGAUCCCAGUUAUCAAACAUCAUACCUGAAUCCUCUGUGGCUAUCGCUGGAGAGCUUGGCCCUCGCUCUCACUCUGAAACCUGUGUUCCUCAGGAGCUCAAGAGCACGCUUCCUGUUGAUGAGGCAGAAGAGGUGGAGCCAGCCCCUGUGACCCGUAUACUGAAAUACAACCUUCCUGAAUGGCCCUACAUGCUGUUUGGAAGUAUCGGAGCAGCUGUGAACGGAGGGGUCAACCCGGUGUAUUCUCUCCUCUUCAGUCAGAUCCUGGCGACCUUCUCAAUGACCGAUCCUGUCGCGCAGAGGAGAGAAAUCAAUGGCAUCUGUCUGUUCUUUGUGCUCGUUGGUGUGAUUUCUUUUUUCACACAGAUGUUGCAGGGCUAUUCGUUCUCCAAAUCUGGGGAGUUGCUGACUCGUAGAUUGAGACGUCUGGGUUUCCAAGCCAUGUUGGGACAGGAGGUUGGCUGGUUUGAUGAUCAUAAAAACAGCCCCGGUGCUUUGACCACAAGACUGGCCACUGACGCCUCACAAGUUCAAGGAGCAACAGGUUCUCAGAUCGGCAUGAUCGUGAAUUCUCUGACCAACAUUGGUGUGGCCAUCAUCAUCUCUUUCUACUUCAGCUGGAAGCUCACGAUGGUCAUCCUGUGCUUCCUGCCCUUCCUGGCUCUCUCUGGAGGCUUCCAGGCUAAGAUGCUCACCGGAUUCGCCAAACAGGACAAAGAAGCCAUGGAGGUGGCAGGGCAGAUAUCCGGAGAAGCUUUAAAUAAUAUCCGCACCAUCGCCGGCCUGGGCAAAGAGCGUCAUUUUGUGGAAAUGUAUGAGGCACAGUUGGAAGGCCCGUACCGUGCUGCCAAAAAGAAGGCUAAUGUUUAUGGCCUCUGUUACGGGUUUGCCCAGUGCGUGGUCUUUAUGGCAAACUCAGCAUCUUACCGGUUUGGCGGAUACCUGGUUCGACAAGAGGGGCUACACUUCAGCUUAGUUUUCAGGGUGAUUUCAGCCAUCGUAACCAGUGGAACAGCUUUAGGUCGAGCGUCGUCUUACACACCAGACUACGCAAAGGCCAAGAUCGCAGCUGCACGAUUCUUCAAGCUGCUCGACCGCAUCCCGAAAAUUAGCAUCUAUAGCUGUGAAGGAGAAAAAUGGGAUAAUUUUAAAGGAGACAUUGAGUUUCUAGACUGCAAGUUCACGUACCCCUCCAGGCCAGAUAUUCAGGUUCUGAACGGGUUGAAUGUGAGCGUCAAGCCCGGUCAGACUUUGGCUUUUGUGGGCAGCAGUGGAUGUGGCAAGAGCACUAGUGUUCAGCUCCUGGAGAGAUUCUAUGAUCCUGAUAAAGGCCGUGUGCUCAUUGAUGGCCAUGAAUCCAGCCGGAUCAAUGUUGCGUUCCUCCGCUCUAAGAUCGGGAUCGUCUCCCAGGAGCCGAUUUUAUUUGACUGUAGUAUUGCAGAGAACAUCCGUUAUGGUGACAACCUACGAGAGCUCAGCAUGAAUGAUGUCAUCUCAGCAGCCAAAAAGGCCCAGCUGCAUGAUUUUGUGAUGUCACUUCCUGAUAAAUACGACACAAACGUUGGUUCACAAGGUUCCCAGCUUUCCCGUGGUCAGAAGCAACGUAUUGCCAUCGCUAGAGCGAUCAUACGAGACCCCAAAAUACUUUUGCUUGACGAGGCCACCUCAGCGCUGGACACAGAAAGUGAGAAGACUGUGCAGGAAGCUCUGGAUAAAGCGAGAGAAGGCAGAACUUGCAUCGUCAUUGCUCACCGUCUUUCUACGAUCCAGAACUCUGACAUCAUAGCCGUGAUGUCACGGGGUUAUGUAAUCGAGAAGGGUAGUCAUGACUAUUUGAUGGGUCUGAAGGGAGCAUACAAUAAACUCGUCACGACUGGAGCUCCCAUCAGCUAGUGUCAUAGCAAGCAUAUAUUGUAUCUCAGAAUCUGAGCAAAACUAUGUACAUCCUUCUUAUGAUAAGACCAAUAAUUUACUGUUGUCCUUUCAAACCACCAAAACUCAAAAGUCACUUUUUUUCAGUAAAUUUUAAAUGAUUAAAAACUGUGUUGUCAAACUUGACAAGCCCUUUUGAAUUAUUUUAAAUGGUUAGAUAUUUGUAAAACCCAGUGACAAACAUAAAUGGUGAAUAAUAAUCAACAUUUACGAAAAAUAAAUAAAUAAAUACAAUCCAUUCAUGGUUUCAAAAGGACAGCAGCAAUAUCAAAGAAAUGGUUGAUUAGCCAUGUCUGUUUUACAUAGGAAUAUUUUUUAUUUUGAGUACAUAUUGUGUGAUUUUUUAUAACCUUUUAAUGCAUGAAUUAUGAAAGCUUGGUCAGGAUUUCCCCCCCAGUAUGUUUUCAUUGUUCUUUGGCAUCUAUACAUUUGAGUGGACAUCUGAAGUGAUAAAGUAUAGGAUGAUGCAGUUAAUUUAUGAUUUAAUGUUAAAAUGAAAUUAUCAAAUUACCUCAAUCCUCCGCUAAUAUAACUGAGACUAUGGGUGGAUAUGUUUAUUAUGUAGAGACACAAAUAUACAUAAUAUACUUUAUUUAAAUUUACAUUAAAUUGUAAUUCACUUAUUGUAAAGACACACAGGGAUUAGAUCAUCUCUAAUAUAAUAUCAUAGAAAUGAACAUUUGUAAACCUGUUCAUUGUUUAACGAAUGUUGAAAACGAGAAGGCCUACUUCUUCAUGUUUAAAUAUUGUAUUUUCAUGUAAAGCAUUCAGCAUAUACACAAUAAAUUCAGACUGAAGGCUCAGGGGUGAAGUCAGUAAUGGAAGAAUGAAAAAAUAGACAAAAUUGUGCUUUAAGGCUGAUAGUUUUGGAGGUUUCAGUAAAGAACAAAGAUUUUCAAAGAUCCUCUUCCUAGGACUUUGUUGUACGUUGUAUAAAUCAUGUAGCCAUCUUUAUUGUCUUCAUUUGUAAAAAUAAAUAAAAUAAAAUGCCA